This is a messenger RNA of Hypanus sabinus (Atlantic stingray), 1707 nucleotides long. RefSeq names its product annexin A2a (gene anxa2a). The transcript has 13 exons. Gene Ontology annotation, molecular function: cytoskeletal protein binding; phospholipase inhibitor activity; calcium ion binding. Gene Ontology annotation, cellular component: cytoplasm. Bases 257 to 1264 code for a protein of 335 amino acids. NCBI's taxonomy places the organism in Eukaryota, Metazoa, Chordata, Chondrichthyes, Myliobatiformes, Dasyatidae. The record is from RefSeq and is a predicted model, not a curated record.
AGCCCAGUGGAUGUCUGAACUGUCCGCAGCUCCAGCAUUGCAGCUGCACUCAUGCGGCAGUUUGCCCAGAGACCAGUCCGGCCAAUUUCACAAUGACAGCUCAGCAUCCUGCCCACUGUUGCCGGGAGUGUGAAUCAUUCUUUCCUCACAAGCUCUUUUGUGAGAGGGAGGAGUGUUUGGCAGCAAGUUGUCUCUUUCCAACAGCAGGGAGGGCAGUGAAUCAACAGUGUGGGGCCGAGUUUGUUCUAAAAGGAAAAUGGCGAAGAUCCAGGAUUUAUUGUCUGAAGUGCUUCUGGCGGGUGAUGAGGUUGUUAGUGGAGCCACAGUGCAGCCGCAAGCUAACUUCAACGCUGAUGCCGAUGCUGUAUUGCUGAUUCGUGCAGUUGAAACCAAAGGCAUUGACGAGCACACCAUCAUCGACAUACUGACCCAGAGGAGCAACGCACAGAGGCAGGAUAUCGCCUUCGCCUUCGAAAAGAGAUCAAAGAAGAAGAUGGAAGAUGUUCUGAAUGGGGCCCUCAAGGACCCGCUGAAGGCAGUCAUCCUCGGUCUGAUGAAAACCCCAGCCGAAUAUGACGCUCUGGAGAUGAAGAAAGCAAUGAAGGGGCUGGGAACAACUGAAGUCACUCUGAUUGAGAUACUGUGCUCCCGUUCAAACAAGGAGAUCGCAGAGAUGAAGAAGGCUUACCAAGAAGUUCACAAGAAAAACAUGAUAAAGGAUAUCAAAGAAGACACUUCGGGAGACUUCAGUAAGCUUCUAUGUGUUUUGGCCGAGGGUACCCGUCCAGAACCAACCAAUGUGGAGGAUCAUGAACUGAUUGACUCCGACGCUAAGGCACUCGAUGAAGCUGCAAAGCAAAAGAAAGGAAUGGACACUGCGAAGUGGAUCAGCAUAUUGACCGAGAGGAGUGUUCCCCACUUGAGAAAAGUUUUCCAGCGAUACAAUGUCUACAGUCCCAAAAAUAUCAGUGAAAGCAUCAAAAGCGACAUCUCAAAAGAUCUGAGGUGUAAUCUUUUGGCCCUGGUGCAGUGCAUCCAGAGCACCCCCGAGUUCUUUGCUGACAAGUUGUCUCCGAUCGUAAAGAAUGACCUGAAGCGGGAUAUAUUAACGAGGAUCAUGGUGUCACGUUGUGAGAUUGACCUUCUACCAAUCAGGAAAGAAUUCAAGAAGAAAACUGGCAAAUCUCUGUACCAGUGUAUAAAGGCUGCGUACAAGGAUGACUACGAACGGGUUCUGCUGGCUCUCUGCGGAGGCGACGACUAAAUGCAACGUCCGGGAGGGAUUCCACUGCAGUAUCACCCUCCUCUCAUUCCUGAUGCGGGGCGACUGGAUAUAGGUUGAACCACUUAACCUACACACACAAAGUGCUGGGGAGACUCAGCAGGUCAGGCGGCAUCUGUGGAGGAGAAUAAACAGCUGACGUUUCAACUGACACUUUUCAUCAGGACUAAGGGCUGUGAUGAAGGAUCAUGGCCUGAAACAUCGACUGUUUAUUCCCUUCCAUGGUUGCUGCCUGACUUGCUCAGUUCCUCCUGCAUUUUGUUUUUGUUGCUCAAGAUUUCCAGCAUUUGUAGAAUCUCUUGUGUUUUUGAAACACUUAACUCUCCUUAUUUUGCUGUGUAGCCACAAAAUUUUCCAACAGUGUGUUACCAUGCGACUGUAACAGAAAAUUCUUUGUAGUCAGUCAAUAAAGAUUUUAAAAUACC